This is a messenger RNA of Malaclemys terrapin pileata, 11871 nucleotides long. RefSeq names its product neurocalcin delta (gene NCALD). The record is from RefSeq and is a predicted model, not a curated record. NCBI's taxonomy places the organism in Eukaryota, Metazoa, Chordata, Testudines, Emydidae. Gene Ontology annotation, biological process: calcium-mediated signaling. Gene Ontology annotation, cellular component: cytosol. The transcript has 4 exons. Gene Ontology annotation, molecular function: actin binding; tubulin binding; calcium ion binding. The coding region runs from base 164 to 745 and encodes 193 amino acids.
GCCAAAGGCUUGUGAGAAUCUGGUGGAUGCUGGACUUAUCCCCCUUGCUGCUGCUGCUUCCCAGGGGCUGCCAGGGCAUGGACUACUAACGCCUUGCAUUCUACCGUGGGAGGCUACCGGUUUGCUUUAUGCUCUAAUCAGAUAAAAAAAAUUUGACACCAAGAUGGGAAAACAGAACAGCAAACUACGUCCUGAGGUCAUGCAAGAUUUGCUAGAAAGUACAGACUUUACAGAACAUGAGAUCCAAGAGUGGUACAAAGGCUUCUUGAGAGACUGUCCAAGUGGACAUUUAUCUAUGGAGGAGUUUAAGAAAAUAUAUGGGAACUUUUUUCCUUAUGGGGACGCUUCUAAAUUUGCGGAACAUGUAUUCCGCACUUUCGAUGCUAACGGCGAUGGAACAAUAGAUUUUAGAGAAUUUAUCAUAGCCUUGAGUGUAACAUCUAGAGGUAAACUGGAGCAAAAGCUGAAGUGGGCAUUCAGCAUGUAUGAUCUGGAUGGAAAUGGAUACAUCAGUAAGUCAGAAAUGCUGGAGAUAGUGCAGGCAAUCUAUAAGAUGGUUUCUUCGGUAAUGAAGAUGCCAGAAGAUGAGUCAACACCAGAGAAAAGGACAGAGAAAAUCUUCCGUCAGAUGGACACCAAUCGAGAUGGCAAACUCUCUCUGGAAGAGUUCAUCCGAGGAGCCAAGAGUGAUCCAUCCAUAGUCCGUCUCCUUCAGUGUGAUCCUAGCAGUGCAGGGCAAUUCUAAAACAGUUCUUUGGAUGAAUUAUGUAUCUGCUUUUUGUUUUGUUUUUUUGCCAAACAACAUUCAUGGUGGUGUUGCCUCCGUAUGACCAAUUAUGCCUUCUUUUGUGGCAUCUUUUAGCUUCUUUUGUUGUGGAUUAAUUAUAAGAAUGCUGAAUGCUCUUAAUAGUUUGUCCAGAACACAGACAGAAUACUGUUUUAAAUGGACAUUGUGGUGUUAACUUGUUUAGAAGAUUUUAUUUUGUUCAGUUUGUCUGCUCUCAAAAGUAAACAACAAGAAGGAAGAAACCUUCAGCAAGACAUUAUUGCCAGAUUUUAGAAUGCUGUUUUAAUAGCUGAAAAUUCACCCACAGGAUCUGAAGCACAAUAGUGGUUGAAGUGCAAAGUGUUACAACAGGUGCAGUAUUUGAUUUGUACAGUCUUUUUUAUCCAGCAGGCACAAGUGAAACUACAAGUCAGGAUGAGUAAGAAGUGUUAAUACAAUAAAUUAGCAAGUUCUAGCCUACUUCAAUCUCCCUACAAUGCCACGUUGUUUCUAUACUGUGAAAGUUUUUAAGGUGCAUUGAGAAGGGGGGGAAAUGAUCAGCUGUUUUUUUAACAGGCUUGUGCUGGUUGAUUUAACACGGUUUUAUCUGGAAAUCAAACACAAUUUAUAAUCCUGAUUAAUACAAAAAACAAAAAAAAACAGAUGGAUGUUACCUGUUGCCAUUUGGAAUUAGUAAGUGUAGUUGUGUAUAUUACAAACUGAGUAUUGAACACAAAUUUAAGGGAGAUAUGCGUUGAAUGAAAGAUUUUCAGAUUAGUAAUAAAGCAGUUUCUACUGCAGGAGACUGGGAGUUGAACUAAGAAAUAACAUUGUGCAACCUUAAGCAGCUGACACUGAGACAUGUCCACUGUUAUGAAUGUUUUUGUCUAGACUGGACUUUUUUUUCUCUCUCUCUCUCUGUGCACAUAGAUAAUGCGGUUCCUGUGUCUGCUUCUAAAGGUUGGAGAGCUACUAUCACAAACUGUUUUAAAGCUAGAAUUGUAGAAUUCAUACUUCAUUUACUUUAGUGGGGUUGAAAGAUCUGUACUGAAACAAGGACAUGGUACGCUUAAUAAUAUAUUUAUAUAUAUAUAAAUGUUUUAAAAAAAUUAGAUGUAAGAGAAAACUGUUGAAUGUUUAUCUUUUCUCUUGGAUGCAAAAGGAUUUCUGAAACUUGCUGCUGCAAAAUUCUUUCAUUUGGUCAGGGUCACUAUAUUCCAAGCAGUGUGUACGUUUGGGAUCCCUUAAGGAAUUUGCAAGCACUGCUUUGGCAAAAAAGCUUAGCAACGGGAGGUACUAUGCUGACCGAGUUUGAGAUAACCUGUCAUUUGUUGAGUCUGCUUUGUGAUAUGAUAGGUGAUAUAUCACUGCAGUCACUGCCCAAUAUCAGGAACUUGUGAGACUGUUAUAGUAUAAUCAUUGUAUGAGGAGCGAGGUUGAUAUUCUAUUAAGUGACCUUGUAGAUGCUAAACCUCAACUAGCCUUAAUUUAAAAUAAACUGAGUAAAAUAGGUUAGAUCUGCUCCUGCAAACUAGUUAAAUGCUGAUUAGCUAUCAGGAAAAAGCAGUAGAAUAUAUUAACACUGAUCACUAGCUAGGAGAACAUAUAUACAGUAAUUUAGGAAGGAAAAAGAUCCUUGACUUAAUUCUCAAUAUCAUUUUGCUCUGUCAUGCUUAACAUAUGGAGCACAGUGAAAAUUAAUUAUAGAUAACAUAGUUAAUAAGAUCUUUCAAAUUUACUGUAAGUGGCAAAGCAAUCCUGAAUAAAAGGUCAUCAGGCCCAUUUCUUUGUCUCGGAUGACCUAAAGGGCUUAUCCAGAAUCAUUUUCAAUUUAAACAGAAAUGCCAUUGAUGUAAUUCUCCUGCUAAAUGAGCUAAAAGACCAAACAGAGUUAUGUGUGAGAGACAGACAGACCGGGGCACACACAAGUGCAGGUUCAAUACAUAACUUUUUUAGCUUUUAGCACAGUCAUGGAAAUACUACAGUGAAAUUUGCUGGUUGGCUGAAAUGUUUUUUGCCUAUUUCCCAUCCCUGUCUUAUCCACAUCCCACUGGAAAUACUAUGCACAAAACAGAACCUUUAAAGCACUUGUGCUCUUCAAGAUAAUUUUCUGUGUUUGUCAGAAAUAGACCUCAGAGAGGCCUUGGCCCUAGAAGAAAUUUGCUGAGAUCUCCUCAUACUGAAUCAAAGGUCAGUUCUCUCCUUAUUGCCUGGAGGGCCAUUUUUCAUUUGGACAAAUCUGGCUAGAUCCUUGGUUGUUGUAAAUUGCUGCAUUAAGGUGAAUGGGUCUACACUGAUUUACACCCACUAAGGAUCUGCUCCUUCAUCAAACAUAAGCAAUUAGUGUCACUGUAUCAAAGCCCUUCUUUGGGUCACUUCAUCACAUCCACUAUGUAAGAAAAAUAAAUUGGAAUAUAAAUUUUCUAGAAAUCUGAAUACACAUUUGAAAAAUUCCAAUCCCAGGUAUCAUUGCAGGCUUGUGGAUCAAAAGCAGACAAGCUAGAAAAAUUGACAUUUAUUAAAGUUGAAGUAAAGUAUGCAAAGUGGCUAGCUCCUACAAUUAGUUUGUUUUUAAUACAGUGAAAGCAGUUGCAUGUGACUGAAACUAUUAAAAUUUUGCUUUUUUUAAGCAGCUGCCUUCCAUCUCUUUUUUUUGUACUAUGAAAAUCCUUUGGCCCAGAACCUAGUUCCUCAAUUUGGUGUUUGGCUGUUUUUUGACAGAAUCAAUUUGUGUAUUAGUACUUUAAACUAUGUGCUUGAAAAUGCAACCUGUGAUAUGACCCCAAGCCAGUGGAGUUGUAAUUCUUUCCACUGAAAGACUAGGAAUGUAACCCACAGCUGCAGAGGACAUAAAUAACUGGAGAUAUGGUUAUUGUAUAAACAUUUACAAAAUGCAUGAAGAUUAUUCCUUAUUUCUGCCUGCCUUUCACAAUUUAUUUUGUUUCAAAAUAUUAACUGUUCCUUUCUUACUCUUCAAGUAAAAAUUGUAGAUAUUUUUAAAAUGAUCGAUAAUUGAAUUUGUUAAAUGAAUAUCUGCAGUUUAUUGGCUAACAAAACAAACACAGUACUGGUAUGCAGCAUUUCUUUAUUGUCUUGCUAAUUGUCGUUAUUACCUUCAGUGAUCUCUCAAAAAAAGAAUGACCAAAACAAAAUGUCACAGCAGCAUAGCCAUUUUUAAGGGAAUGAAAGUAUCCGCAUCUCAGACUGUAGACAGUACAGGCUGCUUGAUACCACUUACUGUAACUUUGUAGAUACAUUUUCAAUAAUACUUGUGUUUGUUUGAUAGGUAAACUUGACUGAUCUGGCAUCCAAAAAUGUUUAGUGUUUUGUGUCUAGCAUGUAGACCUAGCAACCGUAAAAGGGUAAAUUAGAACUCUAUUUACAUGGAAUUCCUAGUGAACAGAAGUGGUGUUAGUUCCUUGCUGGGGGCUUGCCCUUGAAGGAGAGUACCAGUCAUCUGUGCAGAACUAUAGCAGAAACUAUAGCAGAACAGAAACUAUAGCAGCCAAGCUGUAAAGCCAUUCAGUAUUCACUUUACUGAGCUCGGAAAUUGGGAACUUGAAACACAGCCUCUGUAAAGCCAGGUAGCAUACUUUUUGGGGCACUCUGGAUUUGAGGGAAAUGAAGCACAACCCUCUUCCAACAUCUGAAACCCCAUGAACCCAAAGGAUUUGGAGGUCCUCUGAGACCUUCAGGUAAAGUUGUAGUAUACUUCCUAUUAAGCUUAUGACUUUUGAACAUUUCUCACCAUCAUUGUUGAGUUGCCUCAUGCUUCAUUAUUUUCUGUUAUAGCAUUUGACCUCUACACUCUCUCAUGUUUAAAUAUCCUAAACAUUACCAUUGUUUUAGAACAACAGGAAACUAUGUAUAUAACUACUUUAAAUGGAAGAUAUAUAAGUGCACCUUGAAAUGUAUAAGCUGUGCACCUGGAGACAAUUAUACUAUGAUGAUCUAAAAAUAUAACUGUUCCCCACACCUUUCUCAGUAGAUUUGUACUUGCUAAUGUGGUACUUGAUGAAGUUCUGUGGCUGCAAUGUGCAAUAUGUCCCACUAGAUGAUCACAAUGGUCCCUUCUGACCUUUAAAGUCUAUGACUCUGAGGUAAACCUGUACAUUCAAAGCUAACUUUGUAAGCUCUGAGAUGUGUCCCGUUUUCUAAACCAAUGCUUAUUUUGUGAACUCAGGAAAAAGCACAGCAACAUGAGCAGAGCAGCCCAGUCAAGGUAAGGGAAACUUCGGUAGCAGAGGCCACCAGCCAGCCAUAAUUCCUAGAUGUUUCAUAUUGCAGUCUGGUGUACUAACACUAGAGUAGAGUGUAGUUACACCCUAUGCCGGUGGAAGUGUGAACUUGAGGCUAGGGUCUUUUUUCUAAUGAAUCACUGUUACGAACCACCUUUUCUACAUAACUCUGUUGAUUCAGUUGGUACCUGUGGUGGGUUGGUUUUUUUGGCUGCAAGAUGAAGCGACAGGUGCAAGAUCUGCUGGAAGUAAUAUUUACCCACUGUUUGCUAAGUAGGGCUUCCAACUAUAGCAUAGCAGAUUUAGAUUAAAUCUCAGGAAAAACUUCCUAAGUGUAAGAACAGUAGGGCAAUGGAAAAGACACUUCGGGAGGUUGUGGAAGCUUCUUCAGUGGAAGUUUUCAAAAGCAGGCCGGAUCUUUGCAGGGGUUAAACUAGAUGACCCUUGUGGUCCCUUCUAACCCUAAGUAUCCUGGAUCUAUAUUUGCUCUGUGUUUCACUGUACAUUUAUACUUUAUUUAACAUAUUUAAAGAAGGGGAAAUUGAUUUUUAUAGAUGUUAAGGACACUAUAUAAUUAUAAAAGCAUAGAGAAGCUUUGCAAACACUGGACAAACAACACUCAAGGGUGAAGGGACAAAGGUAGAACAGUAGGUUGGAACCUUAUUGUCUCUACCACCAAAACCAAGUAUAUUUCCAGCAAGCUACAGGAUCACAGCAGGUGCUUGUGAGAAGAGUGAGAUAAUUAGUUCUGCUUCUCUAAUAUUUUCCCCAUGGUGCACUGGCACAUUUUUGGUGUAUUUGUGUGUUGUUUACUAGCUGUUUUAAAGACAAAGGGCCCUGCCUUGAAUAUUGUGUUGUCAUUUACACCUGUGCACAGUUGUAAAUGGCUACCCAAGAUGUAAAGCAGUGGAGAAUCAGGCCCAAAGUGUGGUCUCUCACUGAGAUUCGACUAGGCUUGGCAGAAUUUUGAAUUUUUUAAUAUAAUUUUUACUGAUCAAUGCUUAUUUUUAAGAAUUUGUUCUAUGUUUAUCUAUUUAUCUCUUGAAAUUUUCACACUUGUGGGAAAUGGUGGGGGGAGGGUGUGUGUGGAAUCAGACAAUAUGGGUGAUCAGGCAAUAAUUAUUUAAUGACAGCAGAUGUUGACAGUCCAAAUGUUAAAGCUUUAUAACUGUUAAAAACACAAAUUGUCAACAUCACAUGUCAAAAAUACACAAAGUACAUAUCCUUAAAUCAAACUCUAAUAAGGUCUCAAGCAGCAUUUUUCUUACUUUGCUUUUCUGUAAAUUUUCCUUAUCAAUAGAAAUAUAUAUAUAUUUUAAAUCAAAUCCUUCCAACCCUAGAUAUUACUACAUAAAAAACGGCACCUUCUAACUCAGUAGAUCUGCUCCCCGUGUCUAGUCAGAGUCAGAGCUACUGACUGCAGUGACAUAAAUAAGUUUUUAAUACUUUUUGCCUCAGAAUCCACGUCAGGAGGAGAGGCAGGUGGAUUUUGUGCCUUCAUGUGCAUCAUCAACAGAAUUGUUUACUGUGCUCCAAUUAGAACUCCAGCCAGGUUAGCAGAUGUCACUAAGGGCAUAAUUGGAAGAUAAUGGCAUUUCACAGGUGUCACUGAGGGCAUAAUUUGGCCUGCAGAACUUUGUUCGCCAUCAUCUUACACAAGAAGGAGAGAACUCAGCUUGACUUUUGAAGACCAGCUUUAGUUUUCAAGCUGGCCUUGAAAAAAAUCUUUACUUGUAAAUUGAGAACAUUUGAUAUACAAUUAUUAUGAAGCAAUGGACAUAGAACCCCAUGAUGCCUAUUUCACAGAAAAUGUUCAGAGACAUAUUGCACUUAAAGUAAACAGCCAUUUUUAAAACAUAAGGAAAAAAGUGAAGAAGGGUCUUCUUCAAAUCAGCAUGAAAUACAUUCACACUCUAGAAAUAAAGAACACCUGCAGGAGAUGUUAUAUAUGUAUUCGGGUCAUUUUGAAAGGUGGAUCUAUGUCUUUCCACCACUUCUACCCUAUGAGACUGUAUCUGACUAUAAUAUAUAUGACUAUCUCACUGUAUCUCUCCUUUCAGUGUGACUUUGGCUGGUGGUAUUGGGUUUCUAAGAAUCUGUAUGGUUUUAGGUGGAGAUAGUUUUGGAGCUGAGGUUGGUGCUACAUUUCAGAGGUAUAAGAUGCACAAACUUUUCAGAACCUGCUCUGCCCACCUUUAAUUAUGUUAGUCUAUGAAGCAAAAUAAUAUCCAUAUAGAUUUGACGCAUUUCUUUGAGAAUGCACAUAUUAAAUUCCUGCCCCAGAACAUAGCAUUAUUUAAUUGUACAGUAGGGAUUAAGAAAUCCCUCCUAAAAUGUUUAAUACACAAUGAACAACACAAAUGAGAUCUCUCAUAUAUAGUGAACAAUAUGAAAAGAUCAGAAAAAUGAACGUAUAUUAAUUGUGCCUUUGUCCAGAGAUCAAGGUUUGAAUUCAUUACAGGUGACAUUCAUUCCUGGACUAAAGGCCAUGCAGAACCUUUGCACCACUUCAGGCCCAGUUAAGGUCUAGCAUUUGCCCAGGGGUGAAUUUCUCCCUGCGUGGUACAGACUGAAAGACCCAGGAAAAUCAAUGUACGAAAAAUGAGAAUUCUGUGUCCCUCAACAAAGCUUUACAUUGGAGAAUUUUUCAAUUCAGUUGGUUAGUUCCAUAUUCUGAGGUAAAGUUUUGCCCACCUUGUAGUUGUGUUCAUUAACUGUGAGGUAAAUGGACAUUCCCCUGUCCACUCCAGUGUAAUCCUCAAAAAAGCUUCCUCAGCACAGGCACUCAGAGUAUUAGACUAUAUUAGGCUGAGUCAAGUCUGGGUUUGGAUUCUCAUCUACAUACAGUACUUAAUUACCAUGAUCCAUUUGACAACUCUUCCCCUCCCAAUCAGUGAAUAAGAGGCACUAGCCCUAUGCCUUUGACAUCUGGAAGUGCUGGUACUGCUGCAUCUCUGUGGGUCGACUUUUGCGGGGCAGGACCAGGUUUGGGAGCCUGUGUUGUUGUGUGCUGCUCACCAAACCACAAUAUUUAUUAUUAUUAAAUACUGAACAAAACUCUAAUCAUCUGAAACAAUGUGUGGGUUAAAUUAUUUUGUUUCUAUUAAUCUGCUGCAAACUGAAGCUAAUCAGUUUUGUUAGCCAUCCCUAUGGCUUAUAGAGUAUUGAUUUCUUCAGGGUUGGGACAGGGUCUUCCUACGUGUCAGCUAGACCAAGACAAAAAUUUUCAUCAGAAAUUUUUCCCAUUGAAAAAUGCAGAUUUGGGUUGACUGAAACAUUUCAUCGAUUUGUGCCAAACUGUUUCAGUCAAAAAACACAAACAAAAUCCUGAAAAAAAUCUAAAUGUUAUGUUUCGUUUGACAUUUUUAAGACAAAACAUUUGGAUUUUUCAGUGUAAAAUGCCUUUUCGUUUUGACACUACAACUUCAUUAAUCUUUAAAAAAAAAAAAAAAAAAAAAAAAAAAAAAAACCCUCAAAGCCAAAACAAAACAGCUUGUUUGACGCAGACCCAUUUUUUUUCUUUCAGUUCAGACCCCAAACCAAAAAAAAUUCAGUUUGUUGUAUAGCUCUAGUGUCAGGAUCUAGCACUAGAGAGCCCUGAUCGUGCCUGGGCCCUUCUGAGCCUUCAAUAACAAUUUAAUGCUAACACAUACUCGGACACAAGCUCAACGCUACAUAUUAAAGAUCUUUUCUUUGCUGUUCUCCCCCGAUAAGAACAUUGAAGUGAAGAGUGUGGAUGGCAUUUUCAAGAGUCCUCAGCAUUGGCCUAGCUCUAUACCUGUUGAAGUUGAUGGAGUUUUACUAGUUAUUUCAACAAGGGCAGAGUUAGACAACGUUGUGCUUUUCAGAGAAUUCUCAUCCCAUCUGCCCAAAGAGCCAGGCCACGGUCACUUGAUUGACUUGAUGGCCACCUUGAACACUGAAGGAGCAGAUGAUGAUGAUUAGCAAAACUGUCUGAGAAAAUCUGCUUUAAUGCCAAACCUGCAUUUGCUCUACAACUUGGAUAUCCGCUGUGUGACGAUUAGUGGAGCCCCACACAAUCAUUUGUUGGGAGAUUGUGUUUUUUUAUUUUCUCAUGUAUCCUCUGCAAUUAAACUAUUAGCAUUUCCACUGCAGCCAAAACCUGAUUUGUAAAGUGUUUGGAGGGAAAAAAACAACAGAGGUUCAAGCUGAUAAAGAUCUAAAGAGGCCAAUGAACUAUUUUGCGUCUCAUGCUGGCCAUUUUAAUGCUUGAGAUGAUUGUGUUCUUUUUUAUUUUAUUAUUUAAUUCCUUUAUUAACAUUUCUGUUUAUUGUGUUGUUUUUCUCGGAGCUAUUUUGAAUCAGAGUGAAAUCCAUUUUACUAGAUCUAGUCCGGCUGUUUUUAUUUUUAGUUCUUACUCCAGCAAAACUUCCAUUGAUCUCAGUGGGAGCUUUGCCUGAGUAACAGAAGUGGGUUGUGUGUAGUAAAAAUGGAGUUUUAAUUUGGUCUAGGGAUUGUUUUUGUUGUUUCUUGUUGGCUUUUUGUUUUAUUUUGUUUUUGUCUGCACAAUGUUUGCUGCAUAGGGUUGAACUUGUGAUUGGUUUGACUUGUUUCUUGUAUUAGUACUUGUUAAUUCCUCCAUUCACCCAUGCCAGCCUCUCUGGGUUUUGCAGUUUUCCCUUUUAUGGUUCUGCAGAUUCAGUCCUAUUUAACUUUAACUUUAAAGGGGUGAUCAGUAUUAUACUUUGGCAAAAACACUUGAGGCUGAUCAGUUUAAUAACAUUACCAGUUAUGAACAUACAGGUCUACAUCUUGAUGUAGGGUAAAAAUUUAGGGCCCAAUUGUGUAUGUAUACUAUACAUAUACCCCCCUCCUCCAUUGAAGUCAGUGGGCUUUCCACAAGUCGACCACUUGCAUCUUCAUCUCUUAGGUUGGAAAAUUGAAAUACCCCUUUGUAACCUAAUCGAUGUAACCCAAGGAAGAAAUGUUAAAUUCCGAAAGAAGGGCAAAUAUUAAUUAAACUAGUGCUUUAUUACAGCUGUCUGAAAUCAUCGGUCUUCUAUGUAUAUUCACAUCAGAACGCUGUGGGUCACUUUUUUUGUUUCUGCUGCAAACUCAUUUGGCCACAUUGUGAGACUUUACUCAGUUCUUACGCAGACAAAACUCAAUGAAAGUGACAUCAGUGAGAGCUUUGCCAGUGGAAAGACUUCAGGAUUUGGGCCCUGGGUAUUAUUCAUAGAUAUGUGUUAGAAAUGUUCAGGGUCAGUGGUUAAAGCAAAUCUCUGAAAUGAAAUUGGUAAACAGCCAAUUAAAUUAAAAGGGAGAAGGAGUUGGAUAGCCACUAGAGUAUAUAGUCUGUGUUUCUAAGCAUGAUCACUGUUUGCUAUUUUAUAAAUGUUUAGGACAUUUCUGGAAUUUUUAAUGUGAAAGGAGUAAACUUUUCUUAUUCUGCUAAUGUACCUGCAUUAUGUUUUAUUUUUGUAUUGACUAUCCUUUCCAAUAUGUCAGACAUUUUCUUCUGUAUAUAUGACAUGCAGUUUUAUGGAAGUCUUAGCAGCACUAGUUUGCAUUUUUUAAAGACUGUACUAAUGUGUGGUAAUGUGUUUUAGAAACGGCAUCUUUGUUGUAAGAUGUACAAACUAUUUAAACUGACUUCUUUUGUUGUUGUUCAUAGAAACAGAACUAAGAAAUGCAUGUUCCUGUUCACUUUUCCUUUGUGCAGCUGCAGACAGUCAUUAUAACGAUGCAAUUGGUUUACAUCGUGUACAAAAGCUGCAUCUUAUUUUUAGUAGGGGUUAGUUUAAAACACACACAGACUUUUCCUGAAAAGUCUAUUUUUGUGUAUUUAUCUCUCAACUUCAAGCUUUUUUGAUCACACAUUCUGUGCUGCUCCCAGUGCUACAUGCCUGUGACCAGGUUGGCAUGAGGGCAAGACUCGGAAGUCUUCCCCAUAGACUUAUGCCUCCCUUCCCAUGUGACCCUGGUGAUGAAAUAGCAGUGAGGAGUGCUCAGCUGUCUUAUGAUGUCCUGACUAGAUCACUCAGGCCUUUACCCCCACAAGACAGACUGAUCAGUCACUUUUGCUAUGACUUUCCCCUCAUACUUUAUUGGCUACGUCAAAACAAAAUUAAUGGGUUACUACCUUAGCUUAGCCUAGCGUAGUCCUUUUUUCAUGCUGAUGUGGGUAACUGACUUAAAAACUGUAUCAUUUAAAUACGAAUGAGCCUGAACUGCUAAUGGGUCUGAAUCCUAGUCAGGGUGUUUGGACUGAGCUAGGGUUUAGGUUCAGCCCAUUACCCAGAUGGGACCAAUUAUGAAGUUUAGAUCCACAUUCCUUUAAAGUUUGGGGGUGCUCACAUCCAGGAUUUUGGGAUGGACCAAUCCCGAUAUUUAACAAAUUUUCUGAGAGGAAUAUGGAUCCAUUUUGCACACUGUGCCACUGCAUCUUACAGAUGUUUUUAUGAGAAAACAGUUUAAAAUGCAUCUGGCAAAAUGAUAAAUUUAGCAACUGUUUUUCCUUGUUAUACAAACACACAUAAAACAGAAUUGUGUGGUUAAAAAAGAUACAUUUGUGACAGUUUCUUUUUCAGUGCCAAACAUAUGAGCAGUAUUGUUUGAAGGGAAAUAAGAAUUUUUUACUGUAUUAUUAUUAUUGUUGAACAAAUAUUGUUUUUUAAAUGUUAGAUUUUUGAAGAAUUUUGUAUUGUAAACUGUUUUGUGACAUGGUGCUUUUUCAUACUGGAAUUACUGAUUGCACCGAACUCUGAAUUGUUUUUCUUAUAUAAAUGCGUAACCUUGAACAAUCUUAAUGAACAUCAGUGUAUGGUGAAUACCAAGGUUCACAAAAAUUUCCCUAUUGAAGCCCCUAAAUGUUCCUGCCUACUAAUAAAUAUUCUGCUGCAGCUA